CCGCGGAAAACCCCGCUGCAAUUAGCAUAUUUCCUUAAUUGAAAAUCUUCGUGUUCAAGAUGAAACCUGUCGGGACUUGGCUGGAGUUUUGAUCGUCGACGGAGGAAAAGUUCAUGUCUGGACACUCAGUGCUGUAGGUGAUCCUCAACAUGGGAACACCAGCUAUUAACUCAGGUGGACAAAUGGAGGCCCCUGCACAAGGGGCACCACAAGUUGUGACAGCACCAAUAGCAGACCCAGAGAAACGCAAGCUCAUUCAGCAUCAACUGGUUCUCCUUAUGCACGCCCACAAGUGCCAGCGACGGGAACAGUCAGCUGUGAAUGGCGAAGUGCGGACCUGCCAAUUCCCCCACUGUCAGACCAUGAAGAAUGUCCUGACUCACAUGAGAGAGUGUCAGGCAGGGAGGAGCUGCCAAGUGGCACAUUGCGCAUCAUCCAGACAAAUCAUCUCUCAUUGGAAAAACUGUACAAGAAGUGACUGCCCAGUUUGCCUACCAUUGAGGGAUACUGCUACUAGAAAGGAGGUUGAGGUCAGCAUAAUUACUGAAUAUGGGCCGGCAAGCAGAAAGCGCCAGCAUAGUGAGCUCAACAGUAGUGAUCAAGUUAAAAGAACAAAACAAGCAUCACCAGUACCAGUUGAAGUAGAGAUGGGAGGUCCAGAGAUGAGAGUCCUAUAUGAGCAGGCCUGUAAAAAAGGCACCACCCAAGUCUUCUACACCAGACUGUUACUGGUAGGACAACAUGGAAAUGGUAAAAGCAGCUUAAAGAAAAGCUUGCUUAAACUAGAGUUCCAUGAAGAUGAGGAGAGCACUGAUGGAAUUGUGAUCACUUCAUGUCUCAUGACUGGGAAAGAAGGAUGGAAAAUCACCAAAGGGAUGAAGGACAGUGAGUUUGUUCAUGCUGCUGCAAUGGAAAUGAAAAAGAUGAAAGAAGAGGAGAAACAAGAACAAAGCGUAUCCAGGAUGGCAGAUGGAGACACAUCUGACCCUCUUGCAAGCAGAGUCGAAUCAAGAGAGCCUGUCUUGGGUACAUCAUCACAACCUUCUGCUAGCCAACAUCUUAGUACUAGCAUAAGACAAGCAGCUACCCAGCCAGAGGAAUACAAACGUGCCACCCAGAUUGUUCUUGGCAAAGAUGACCUGUCCAAUGUCGUUGGAUCGAAGGAACAUCCAGCCAUUUCAGUCUGGGACUAUGCAGGCCACGAUGUGUACUACAGCAGCCACCAUGUCUUCUACAGUCACUAUGCCAUCUACAUUGUCACCCUGAAUCUUGAGAAGCCUCUCGACACCCCACUUGAGCCAUGGCCUGGCAGCUGUGCAGAAGCACUUCAACUCAGGACAGAAGGAGACAUCGUUGACUACCAUCUGGAGUCCAUCCAAGUGCACACUGGACCAAACAAGAGGACCCUGUUGAAUGAUGAGGAACUUGAUGUGAAAAAACACAAAGGGCCCACUGUGAUUGUGGUUGGUACACAUAAAGACCAAGUAGAGCAGGCACAGAUUGAUGAGAUCUUCUCCAACCUCAAGGAGCGUUUCAGAGGGAAGGCCAUUGACAGUCAUGUGCAUGACAGGUACUUUGCCAUUGACAACACCAAGCGUGAUCCUGAAGAUCCUGAGAUGUCACAGCUGAGGGAUUGCAUCUUCAAGAUUGCCCAACAGCAAAACCACAUGGGCAGGAGAAUCCCAAUCAGAUGGCUGGAGCUGAAGUCCACACUCAUGGCAAUGGAGAAGCAGGGCAGGAAGUACUGCAGCCUCCAGGAGGCGAUGGCAGCUACCGACAGCUCUGAUCUACCUGAAGGAGUCACUCCAGAAGAAAACGCUGCCACCAUCCUGACGUUCUUCCAUCUGUGUGGAGACAUCCUAUUCUUCAACAGCCCAGAACUCCGCAACUUUGUGGUCCUGGACCCGCAGUGGUUUGUGGACGUCCAGAAGACCAUCAUCACCAUCCCCCAGUUUCGGGAUCCUGAAGUGAAAGAGAAGUGGAGGUUGCUGGAGACAACAGGUAUGUUAGAAGACAGCCUUGUGACUGAUGUGUGGGAGAAGAAACAAGAAGAACUCAACUGUGAUCUUAUCUCUCACAAAGGAGAGCUGCUGAAGAUGAUGGAACAAUUUGACCUGGUCCUGCAGUGCAGCAUUGACACAGAUGGCGAAACAAGUACAAGCACCUCAAGCUCACAGAACCCCGCCUACUUUGUGCCUUCACUCCUGACUGCUGUCAAGAACAAGGAGAAACUGUAUCCAAAAGGCCCCAAAUGCAGCAAGCCCAUCUUUGCAGUGUUUGACGACAAGUUCUGCCCUGUUGGUGUGUACCACCGCCUUGUCAUCGCGUGCAUGCGUCGACAUAACAAGCGGAAGCCACUGGCAUAUGCACGCUGUGCAAGGUUCGUUACAAGCAAACCAAAGCAGACCUUCGUCAUCACCAAGACCGACUACUACCUGCAAGUGGAGCUGUUGUCGUCAGAGAAGGAGGAGUCUGCCUGCUUCAGCCAUGGUCCAGAUGUCCGCAAAGGUCUGGAUGAAGACCUGAGGGAGAUCAUCAACAAGUGGAUCCCAGGCCUGAGGUACAAGUGGUGCCUCAAGUGUUGCUGUGACAGCCACAAGGACAAGGAGCUGAAUGGAGACAGCUUCAUCCCCAUCACAAGUGUCACAGAAUGGUUCAUGGAUGGAGAAGUUGUUUGUGAAGCCUACUCACCUGCCACAACAACCAUUGAAGACAUUGGCCUUGCUCACUGGUUCCAGAAACAGCUGAAACGGUCAGCAGCUGGUCAACAGGAGAGGUCAGAAGCUGUUUCAACAGGAGAGUGUGAUAUCUCAUCUGUAGCACAGUUUUUCCCCAUUGUUGUUGAACUGAUGAUGAAGCCACCUUGGAGGGAACUUGGGAGAAACCUGGGCCUGUCUCUAGCAGUCAUGGAGAGAAUCAGCCAGAAGCACCAGGAUGAUACAGGGAGAUGCUGUUUGGCAGUACUUGAGGAGUGGCUGCGUCUGUUUGGCAACAACGCAACCCUGACAAGACUGAAGUGUGCCCUGGACACAUCCGGACAGAUUGCAAUAGUGGAGAAGUUGAACACACGAGAGCAGUCCAUGCGAAGAGAGUUACUGGAUUUGCAGAACCAAGUGACAGGCAUACUGCGUGCUGACUUCCCUAACCUGGACUUCGUCCCAGACAUCAGCAGGAAAGCAAAUGAGAACAGGCAGGAGCUCAACAAGAAGACACUCUCUGAAGAGUUGUUCUCCAGUAGUACAAACUACAGCCUUGACUCAGAUGUUCAUGAUCUGAUACAAGAUAGAAAACGAUCGGUCUGUCGUAUCAACUGGCCGGGGGGUUCAGGAACAGGAUUCCUGUUGAGCAAGGGGAAGGUUCUCACAUGUUACCAUGUGUACCAAAGAAUGAACGCAGCCUCACAAAUGUUCACUGAUUUAAGUUUGUUCACUGCAACAUUCUGUGUGUCUUCAACAGUGGAACACAAAGUGCGCUUCCUACCUGUUGGGCCUGUGUGUUACAGUGAAGUAUCUGAUCUAGAUUAUGCUGUCCUGAAAUUGGCGGUUGAAGGUGCGAUGGAAACAAAUCUUGACAGCCUGCCUCAUCUUGGCCGCUUGAUCUCAGAAAGCGAGGAUGACAGAAAGAUGGUGGUUGUUGUUGGCCACCCCCACUGUGGCAGCAAGAAGAUUGACUUCUGCCCGAUCGCUGGAGUGGCCGAGCAUUACGUCAUCCACAUUCGCUUUCCUAACCGUAUCCAAACAGACCCACGUAAGCCCCUGUACCACACAGGUGUGAUGUUCCACGGCUCCUCAGGUUCCCCAGGGUUUGACAUGAAUGGUAAUGUUGUGCUCAUGCAUACCAUGGGUUUCCCAGAUGGCAGCAGUAAAAGUAUUGUAGAGCGUGGGGUUCGUCUGACUGCCAUCAGAGACCAUGCACGUCAAACCUUGCGACCUGAGGAUUUCAGUGAGAUCUUUCCUUUUUCAGUUGGACAGUUUGGUACACCUGCAAUCAACUGA
This is a messenger RNA of Branchiostoma floridae (Florida lancelet), 3995 nucleotides long. RefSeq lists its product as uncharacterized. The transcript has 13 exons. Gene Ontology annotation, molecular function: protein binding. The record is from RefSeq and is a predicted model, not a curated record. Lineage: Eukaryota; Metazoa; Chordata; Leptocardii; Amphioxiformes; Branchiostomatidae. Gene Ontology annotation, biological process: signal transduction. The coding region runs from base 150 to 3995 and encodes 1281 amino acids.